AUGGAAUGGUUUAUCUCUCAAGACAUUAGCCGAUGGAAAACAUGGGAAGAAAUGGCAAGUUCAUUCAUGGAAAGAUUCCGCUUCAAUGUGAAAAAUGUGCCUGAUCGCUUCUCAUUGGAGAAAAUUCGUCAGAAAUCGACUGAAACCUACCGAGAAUAUGCUAGUCGCUGGAGAGACGAAGCGGCGCGUGUGCAACCACCUAUGACUGAAGCUGAGCUGGUAGCCGCAUUCAUACGGUACCAAGAAGCUGAUUGCUUUGACAAAAUGAUAACUAUGAAAGGGAGUUCCUUUGCAGAUUUAGUCGCCGUUGGGGAAGAUAUCGAAGAUGGCCUCAAGACCGGCAGGAUUGUUAGUGUACUAAAUAGAUCAGGUGCGUCUGGCGCCACAGGUGGCAAAAAGAAAAGAGAAGAUAUAGCCUAUGUUUCUAGAACUACUAGCCCAAAAAGCCAAGGAAAAGAGAUGACCCACAAAAAUCCAGAUAACUACCAAUCACCUCCACCAACCAACUAUAUAACCACUUCACCCCAAUAUAGCCCAAUGUCUGUGUGCUACGCACAACCCGGCUACCAAGCUCCACAACCAAAUUAUCAAAUACCAGCACCAAGCAACCGAGCUCCACGACCAAAUUAUCGAAUGCCAGCACCCAAUAACCAAGCUCCACAAAACCAGACUUUCCAAAACCAGCCUCCACCAGCAAACUAUGAGGCACCCCAAAAGAAACCUAUGAGAGCAUUCACUCCUUUGCCAGAAUCAAGGACAAGUUUAUUUGCCAAGCUAAGAGAUGCCGGGCGAAUAAGCGUUGUUCCACCAAAACCUGCUAAUCCCACGGAUCGAUGGUACAGGCCAGAUUUCACUUGCGCCUAUCAUUCUAACCAAGUUGGCCAUGCCACCGAAUAUUGCAUAAACCUAAGGCACAAACUACAAGAUAUGAUUGACAAUCAUGAGCUUAUCCUAGAACCAACACCUCCAAAUGUGGACACAAAUCCGCUCCCAAAGCAUGGAGGAAACCAAAUUCACAUGAUAGAAAGAGGUGAUGAAUGGGAAGAGAGCCCUGCGAUAAUUCGUCCAGAUAUUGAAGGGUUAGAAAGCACCGUCGCCUCGUUGUCUUUACAAGAGCGAAAAGAAGUGUUAAGCCCUUUGACAAAGAAAUCUGAGACAUCUGCUAUAGCCAAAAGAGAGCCUUUCGUGCUCAAAUAUCCCUCAACAGUCGCUCGAAUUCAUAACGAGCCAUUCAUACUCAAAACAUCAGGAUCAAUUGAGAAUGCACCCUUUGUGAUCAAACCACCGCACCAAAUGAUGAUCAAUAAAGAAAAAGAGAUAGCUGUUGUGGUUCAGGGUAUGACCAGGUCAGGAAGGUGUUAUGCCCCAGAAGAACCUGUGCUCGAAGCGCCACGUCGCGAAAACCCUCAGAAAAGACCAAUCACCGAAGGCGAAGCUGAAAACUUCUGGAGGCAAAUGCCAGUCAAGGAUUAUUCGAUUGUUGAGCACCUGCAUAAGACUCCUGCCAGGAUAUCGGUAAUGUCAUUGCUACUCAGUUCAUCUCAACAUCGCUUGGCCUUGAUGAAAGCUUUGGAUGAAGUCCAAGUGCCCGCCGGCACUACAAGUGAAACAUUGGCCGAAAUUGUGGGGUAUGUUGUGCGAGCACAUAGGCUAUCAUUUUCUGAUGAUGAAUUACCAAAGGAAGGGAAGUCCCACAAUAAAGCCCUGCACAUAACAGUCAAAUGCCGUGACAAGAUUAUCCCUCAAGUACUGAUUGAUGGAGGAGCUGGGUUGAAUGUAUGCCCUGUGACGACUCUGAAACAACUCGGGUAUGAUAUUGGCAAGAUCCGUCAGAGUCGAACCAAUGUAAAAGCUUAUGAUGGCGCAACCAGCGACCCAAUUGGAGAAAUAGAUCUACACAUACAAAUGGGCCCCGCGGAGUUCGUAGUGGAGUUCGUCAUCAUGGACAUCAAAACAAGCUACAACCUAUUGUUGGGCCGACCAUGGUUGCACGCCGCCGGAGUUGUAGCAUCUUCGUUACACCAGUCUCUCAAAUUCAUAUGGGAUGAUCAAGAAGUCGUGAUUCACGGCAAAGGAAGUGUCCACAACUAUCCGGAUAACUCUGUACCAGUCAUAGAGAAAUCACCAGUUGGUGCUGAUUUUCACACUGUUGAGCUAGCCAUGAUAGAUCGUAGGGGAGAUGAUGAAGAUAUCCCUAUGCCACUGGUCUAUAAAAUGGUUGCUACAACUAUGAUAAGGAGUGGGUUUGAACCCGGGAAAGGUCUGGGAAAGAACUUACAAGGAAUCAGAGAACCAGUGAGUAUCAAACAUGGGAAGUAUCGAUUUGGGGUUGGAUACGAGCCAUGUGAGGCAGAAGAAGAAGAAGAAGCAGAAUAUGGGCCAAGAGGUCCCGUUGAAAUGAGAAAGUCGUUCCCUCAUCUAUACCAGUCCUUCACAGCAUGCCCAUUGGGUCACAACAGCGAGGAUCCAGAAGAGGGUUUAAGGACGUUGUUUUGGGAAGAAGAAUGCGCAACCAUCAUUGAAGAAUGCUUUGAAGCAUUAGAGAUUCGCCAUGCUGAACCAGGAGAGACAACAAGUGGAUGGACUUCUACCCCGUUGUUCACUCUGCGUAAUAAUACAGAGGCCACAAAUAAUGUCAUGACAUGUUACGAAACAAGUAAAAAUGACGACGAACAAAAUGACGAUCAAGAAGAAGAGAUAACUGAACCGAAAGGGUUGAUAGAUGUCGAAGAAGAAUACGAGAACAGACCAACGCUAAACCUAGAGGAAAAAAGAGGAGUUAAUCUAGGAAAUGAAGAGUUGGUUCGGGAAACUAGAAUAAGUGUGCAUUUGACGAAAAGCCGAGAAAGAAGGAAAAUCAGGCAGCCUAAGCCUGAUGUCAGCAUCCGAAUUAAAGAAGAAGUAGAAAAACAGAUUCAGUCGGGGGUUGUUGAGGUGACACCGUACCCGACAUGGUUGGCAAACAUAGUCCCGGUACCAAAGAAAGAUGGGAAAAUAAGGAUUUGUGUGGACUACCGUGAUCUUAACCGCGCUAGCCCAAAGGAUAAUUUUCCACUCCCGAACAUUCACAUACUCAUUGAUAACUGCGCCAAGCAUGAGGUGCAAUCUUUUGUGGAUUGUUACGCGGGCUAUCAUCAGAUAUUGAUGGAUGAAGAAGAUGCUCAAAAGACGGCAUUCAUCACACCAUGGGGAGUGUAUCAUUAUCGGGUAAUGCCUUUUGGACUCAAGAAUGCCGGCGCUACUUACAUGAGGGCGAUGACCGCCAUCUUUCAUGAUAUGAUGCAUAGAGAGAUUGAGGUAUAUGUGGAUGAUGUCGUCAUCAAAUCCCGAGUGGGUGAGGACCACCUCGAACAUUUAAGAAGAUUCUUUGACAGACUCCGCAAGUACGAUUUGAAGUUGAAUCCUGCAAAAUGCGCAUUUGGAGUGCCUGCUGGAAAAUUACUAGGAUUCAUAGUCAGUCGUCGUGGUAUUGAGUUAGAUCCCACCAAGAUCAAAGCAAUCCAAGAACUACCACCGCCAAGAACAAAGAAAGAGGUCAUGAGUUUCUUAGGAAGGUUGAAUUACAUUGGACGCUUCAUCGCCCAGUCCACAGUAAUCAUAGAACCAAUCCUCAAACUCCUCAAGAAAGAUGCUCCAACUAAAUGGACGGAGGACUGUCAGAAAGCCUUUGACACAAUCAAAAGAUACCUGUCAAAUCCACCCGUUUUGGUCCCGCCAAGGCCGGGAAGUCCUUUGCUGCUAUACAUGUCAGUAUCAGAAAAUGCUUUUGGAUGCAUGUUGGCACAAAAUGACGAAACAGGCAAGAAAGAGAGAGCCAUCUAUUACAUCAGUAAGAAGUUCACACCCUGUGAAUCUAGAUAUUCCUUGGUGGAAAAGACGUGUUGCGCUCUAACCUGGGUAUCUCAGAAGUUGAGACAUUAUAUGGCUGCAUACACGACCCAUUUGAUCUCAAGAAUGGAUCCACUAAGGUACAUCUUUCGCCAGCCUAUGCCCAUAGGGAAGUUGGCCAAAUGGAAAAUGCUAUUAAGUGAGUUCGACAUUCAAUACGUCGCGCAGAAAGCAGUUAAAGGGCAAGCACUGGCAGACUUACUAGCGGGAAGUCCGGUAGAUGACAAUCCCGUACCUUUGUGGACUUACUUCCCGGAUGAAGAAAUAAUGACAAUUGAAGGCGAAGAAAGUGAAGAUGAGUCAGGAUGGAAAGUAUACUUUGAUGGAGCGGUCAACUUUAAAGGAUCAGGAAUCGGAGCCGUCUUGGUUUCAGACUCGGGCCAAUAUUAUCCAGUGGCGGCCAAGUUGAGCUUCAAUUGCACCAACAACAUGGCUGAAUACGAAGCAUGUAUCUUGGGUCUACGUUUAGCCCUCGACAUGGAUGUGAAAGAUCUUCAGGUAAUUGGCGACUCGAAUUUGCUAAUUCAUCAGGUUCGAGGAGAGUGGGCCACCAAAAAUGAAAAGAUCAUACCGUAUGUUGGACUUGUGCAAAGAUUGGAAGAUCGGUUCCAAGAAGUCAAGUUCAAACACAUACCAAGAACCCAAAAUGAGUUUGCUGAUGCAUUGGCAACAAUAGCAUCCAUGAUUCAGCAUCCCGACAGUAGAUACAUUGAUCCUGUCAAAAUUGAAAUCAGAGAUCAACCAGCCCACUGUGCUUUUGUAGAGGCAGAGACUGAUGGAAAACCUUGGUACGUUGACAUUAAAAUGUUCUUGGAGAAAGGAGAAUAUCCCGAAGGAAUCACCUUAAAUCAGAAGAGGACUAUCAGGAAGUUAGCGAAUGGUUUCUUCCUCAACAAGAAUGUCCUGUACAAAAGAACUCCAGAUUUGGGAUUGCUUAGAUGUGUUGACUCUGUUGAAGCUACAAAAUUGAUUGAAGAAGUGCAUGCUGGAACCUGUGGGCCUCACAUGAAUGGGUUCGUGCUAGCAAAGAAAAUCUUAAGAACAGGUUAUUACUGGAUGACCAUGGAGAAUGAUUGUAGCAAAUUUGUCCAGAAAUGCCACAAGUGUCAGAUUCAUGGAGAUUUGAUAAAGGUUCCUCCAACAGAACUGAAUGCUAUGACGUCACCUUGGCCAUUCGCCGCUUGGGGCAUGGAUGUCAUAGGACCAAUUGAGCCAGCUGCGUCAAACAAACACCGUUUCAUUUUGGUCGCCAUAGACUACUUCACCAAGUGGGUGGAAGCAACAUCUUAUUCAUCAGUAACAAAGAAAGUGGUCACAGAUUUUGUGCGCAACAACAUCAUAUGUCGAUUUGGCAUCCCAGAAUCAAUCAUAACAGACAAUGGGGCUAAUCUGAAUAGCCACUUGAUGAAAGACAUGUGUGCGCAGUUCCGAAUCACUCACCGAAAUUCAACCGCAUACCGGCCACAAAUGAAUGGAGCUGUAGAAGCCGCCAACAAAAACAUCAAGAAAAUCCUCCGAAAGAUGAUUGAUAACUACAAAGACUGGCAUGAACAAUUGCCUUAUGCAUUACUGGGAUAUCGCACUACUGCCAGAACUUCAACUGGGGCCACUCCAUACUUGUUGGUGUAUGGCACUGAAGCAGUAAUACCAGCCGAAGUAGAAAUCCCUUCACUUCGAAUAAUACAAGAAGCUGAGUUGGACGAUGCGGAAUGGAUCCGCAAGAGGUAUGAGCAACUGGCUCUGAUAGAUGAAAAGAGGAUGAUUGUUGUUUGCCAUGGUCAACUAUACCAACAAAGAAUGGCGCGAGCUUUCAACAAGCAUGUGAGAACUAGGGUUUUUCAAAUCGGGCAAUUGGUGCUCAAACGAAUAUUCCCUAAUCAAGAAGAAUACAAAGGAAAGUUCGCACCAAACUGGCAAGGGCCCUAUAUGGUGCGAAAGGUACUAUCGGGAGGAGGAGCAGUGGUACUUGCUGAAAUGGAUGGUCAAGAGUGACCAAGAGCAAUAAAUUCAGAUGCCAUCAAGAGAUACUACGUGUGA
Messenger RNA from Lycium ferocissimum, 5925 nucleotides. RefSeq lists its product as uncharacterized. The record is from RefSeq and is a predicted model, not a curated record. Lineage: Eukaryota; Viridiplantae; Streptophyta; Magnoliopsida; Solanales; Solanaceae. Gene Ontology annotation, biological process: DNA integration. Gene Ontology annotation, molecular function: RNA-DNA hybrid ribonuclease activity; nucleic acid binding.